AUGAGCCACAUGAUCCCCUCCGGACCAUACAAGAUCAGGAAUGUCUUGUAUGUAGACCGCUACGUCCACAUGUCAGGAAACAAGGAGUUCGUCGGCCACGACGUUGCUCAAAUCAUUCAAGUUGAUGUCAAGGACGUGGUUCAGCAUCUUGCGACUCUCUAUGAUACUGAGACAAACUUGUACCUCGGAAUCGACCAGAUUGACGGCAAAGUCAAAGGCUUCACCGAUCCCCAGGUACUCCAGUUGUCCACCGAGGACGGCGUCAAAUUUGAGAUCCAUCCAAAGGACGUGGACGACGUGUGGUAUCUCAAAGAUGGCGGAAACUGGACCUUUAUCACUGUUCAGGCAGCUCCUGCCUCGGAGGCGAAGUACUGGACGUUCGGAAAGGCGAAAUAA
Suillus subalutaceus is the source of this 396-nucleotide messenger RNA. RefSeq lists its product as uncharacterized. The record is from RefSeq and is a predicted model, not a curated record. The transcript is spliced from 5 exons. NCBI's taxonomy places the organism in Eukaryota, Fungi, Basidiomycota, Agaricomycetes, Boletales, Suillaceae. Bases 1 to 396 code for a protein of 131 amino acids.